Dendronephthya gigantea is the source of this 2157-nucleotide messenger RNA. RefSeq names its product laminin subunit alpha-4-like. NCBI's taxonomy places the organism in Eukaryota, Metazoa, Cnidaria, Anthozoa, Malacalcyonacea, Nephtheidae. Bases 444 to 1889 code for a protein of 481 amino acids. The record is from RefSeq and is a predicted model, not a curated record. The transcript is spliced from 10 exons.
UUGAACACCCUGUAAUAACUGUAUACUCAUUUCAUGUUCAAAUUCAUUUUACGCAAAUCUCGGCUAAACGGUAUCAUAAUAAACAGCCCCUUGCUGUUGACUAUUAAGACAAUAGUUAAGAGAAUAAUGAAGGUUAAUGACCUGUAUCUCGCUAGCUGUGGUCACGGUGCGAAAAUUUGAAGUUGAAAAGGCCUACAAGAGGUUUACACAACCGGCCAUUGGCAAAUAAACACGUCGAACAUGUUUUUUCGUCAUUAUUUUGGCGAUUUGACUGUCGUAAAGCCGAGUGGCUUCGCUGAAUAUUCCAUACACUUUGCUAAAUAUACCACCGAUCAGAAAUACCGGUAAUAUAACACCACAUGCAACCAAAUGUUCUGCAUUAAAUUCGGCGUGUAUUGUGUUAUUGUCAUUUUCUUUAACGGGACUUGGUCAGUUGGUCGUAUAUGCAAAUCUCGAGCGGAUUCUUCAAGAUGGGUCGCAGCAGGAUUAUGUCUUUGAGUUUUCUUUUAUUGGUUUUCGUGGCUAUGAUGACUGUCACUAGAGGCCAAAAUAUAUCUACGGGGGUUACAGCUAGUUCGCUGAGCACUGAAAUCUUUGACUUUGACACGUCUGGUUCAGGAAUGCCAGAGACAACAGAGGCCGCGACUACCACAGUUACUACAACGCAAAUUACUACACCAACAAUACAAACUACCAUGCCAUUAGCAGCACAUUGUUCACAGCAAGUCGAAUGUUCUCACGAUGGUAUGGCCUUCACUGGAAAGGGUUACGCUCAAUACAAAAUAAAAAAAGGUUUUGAUAGAAAGGGAGGAGUCUCUUUUGAAUUCAGGACAUUUGCAAGCAAUGGUAUUCUGUUUUUCUCGGCGGACUAUUUUCAACGUGAUUUCAUAUCUUGCUUUUUACGCUACGGAAAAGUUUAUUUUGCAUUCAAUACUGGAAGUGGGAAUAUUUAUCUUUCAACUCGAAAUGUCGUCAACGAUGGAAAAUGGAGAAAAGUGACCGUUUAUCGAGAAAAUCGCGAUGCGCUUCUCAAAGUCGAUGACGAAGUCGUUAGGAGACGAAGUGCGUUAGAAAAUGGUCUUAGUGUUAUCAAUGGAAUGAACUAUUUGUAUUUCGGGGGAUACUUUACCAGAGUGCAAAGAUGGACAAUUAGGGGAUAUGGUCCGUUAUCAAGUAAGUUUCAGAAGAAAGCAGCCCUUCCGAUCUCGGCAUGUUUCCGCAAGCUUACUUGGCACGAUGGCGAAAGAUUUCCAAGCAAACCUUAUUUCGAAAAGUUCAUGACAAAUUGUUGUGAAGAACAAAAAGAGAAAAGCGUACACUUUGGUGGUGUUAAUAGUUACAUUACUUUAGCGGAAGAUUUCUUUGUUGGUCGAAAAAUCAUGUUUACGAUGAAUAUCAAACCCACAUCCUCCACUGGCCUCCUCUUUGCUUUUGUAAAUCCGUUUUUUCCAUAUUUUGGCGAUUUUGUUGUCUUGGAGCUUAACAAAGGAAGUGUUGUUGUUAGAAUUCAAAAUGGCGAUGGUGUCAUAGAAACAGCCUGGAAACCAAGCGAUGGCGCGACAUUGUGCGACGGAAAGUGGCAUAAAAUCAUCGUCUCCAAAGUCAACUCGAUGGUCACGCUUCAAGUCGAUAACAAUAUGCGUUCGAAGCAAAAGAAAGAUGGACUGGGAAUUACGAACGAAAGGAAUCGUUUGUACGUCGGAGGAGCGCCUGAAAAUCUCUGGUCCUAUGGAAUUAAAGUGAAGACAUCCUACCAAGGAUGUAUUAAGGAUUUCAAAAUCCGGUGGAAACCAUCUUUAGACUUGUUCAGUCCGGUCUCAAUUUCCAAUGGUAUUUCAAUGUAUGGCUGUCCGAUUGUUGAAACCAACGACGCGUUUGCAAUAAAAUGAAAUACAAAUGAUCGAGUUGUUGAAAGGUCAUAUUUGUAUCCUUUUAACUUGUUCAAUGUUCGUUCAUAUUACCCUAAUCAACAAUACAUCAUAUAUUAAUCAAUUUUCCCCUUUGCAUUGAUAUAUUUUCACUGACCUGCAAGACGUAAAGUAAAUGACGCAAUCUCGGAUUAAUUCUGGGGGAGUUUAGUUUGAGAAGCUGAAUAGCUUUUAUUGUAUUCCAAGAGCGUAAAUAUAUGUACAUGUUUUAAUGUUGUGUAAGUUUCAU